UAACUACCAAGUUUAUAGACCACUUGAUGAAUUAUUUCAAAAGAACUGAUAGUCGAGUACACAGGCGAGCUCGAUUCUCGAGAAAUCGACAGUUAUGCUGAGGCCUGGAACGACGUCAUUUCAUCCAUCUCUGGGCCAGGCCCAGGCCCAUUUACGAUGGGCCCAUCAUGGGCUUACCUGAUACUUGGGCCGUUGAAAACGCAACCCACAGAAUCGAAUUUGGUACCCUAAACCAGCCUCAGGCCAUUCACCCAAUCGCUGAGACAACGCACACCGAAAUUAUCGAGUCCAAGCUGAAAGACUAUUUUACCCAUUUUCAACGGCAUUUCGGUUCACUAUCACAAUGUCCAGUCCAGACAAUUCGCUAUAUUUCAGGCGUUUAACCAGCAGAACCGAGAUCAUUGUCUCGCUCUUGCACCCCUUCUCUUUCCCUAGUGGUCCUGUCUGCUCUAGUUACAAUGUCAAUUUCUGUCGUCUACAAUGGUGCUGCCGCCGUCAACUCCUCUCCCGCGCCCGUGCCCGGCCGGGUCUCCUCCGUGUAUAGCGAAGUCCAGUCGAGUCGUAUCGACCACAGUCUUCCUCUACCUUCUGUUCUCAGAAGUUCCUUUACGAUCGUCGAUGGGCCCCCGAGCUCUGCCGCUGGCAAUCCAGACGAGAUAGCGAAGCUAUUCCCUAAUCUCUUCGGUCAGCCAUCGGCAAAAUUGGUGCCAUGCGAUUCCAGCAAAGUUCGACCGGAUAAGAAGUUGAAGAUUGGUGUCGUGUUGUCUGGAGGCCAGGCCCCCGGAGGACAUAAUGUCAUUUCUGGAAUUUUUGAUUACUUGCAGGAUCACGUCAAAGGCAGUGUAUUAUAUGGCUUCAGGGGUGGCCCUGCUGGGAUUAUGAAAUCUAAAUAUGUGGAGUUGACUUCAGAGUAUAUUUACCCAUACAGAAACCAGGGUGGGUUUGAUAUGAUAUGUAGUGGGAGGGACAAAAUUGAAACUCCAGAGCAGUUCAAACAAGCUGAAGAAACAGUAAAAAAGCUUGAUUUGGAUGGGCUUGUUGUGAUUGGCGGAGACGAUUCAAACACAAAUGCCUGUCUUCUUGCUGAAAACUUCAGGGGUAAAAAUUUGAAGACCCGGGUCAUUGGUUGCCCCAAAACAAUUGAUGGAGAUUUAAAAUGCAAAGAGGUGCCUACAAGUUUUGGAUUUGAUACAGCUUGCAGGAUAUAUGCAGAAAUGAUUGGUAAUGUCAUGAUAGAUGCUAGAUCAACUGGAAAAUAUUAUCAUUUUGUCCGGCUUAUGGGGCGUGCUGCUUCACACAUCACUCUAGAGUGUGCCUUGCAGACUCAUCCAAACAUUACUAUCAUUGGGGAAGAGGUUUCUGCUCAAAAGCAAACGCUGAAAAGUGUUACAGAUUACAUUGUAGAUGUUAUCUGCAAACGUGCAGAACUUGGUUAUAACUAUGGUGUUAUACUUAUUCCUGAAGGUCUUAUUGACUUCAUCCCAGAGGUACAACAACUUAUUGCAGAACUAAAUGAAAUCUUGGCCCAUGAUAUUGUUGAUGAUGAUGGAUUAUGGAAAAAGAAACUCACUAGUCAAUCUCUUGAACUUUUUGAGUUUUUGCCUCAAGCAAUCCAAGAACAGUUGAUGCUUGAAAGAGAUCCACAUGGAAAUGUUCAGGUUGCUAGAAUAGAAACAGAGAAAAUGCUUAUUCAGAUGGUUGAGACGGAGUUGGAGAAGAGGAAGAGUGAAGGUGUAUACAAAGGCCAAUUUAAAGGGCAAUCUCACUUUUUUGGCUAUGAAGGGAGAUGCGGUCUACCAACCAAUUUUGAUUCCACAUACUGUUAUGCAUUGGGUUAUGGUGCUGGAGCUCUUCUGCAGAGUGGAAAAACUGGACUAAUAUCAUCGGUGGGGAAUUUAGCUGCGCCUGUUGAAGAGUGGACUGUUGGUGGUACCGCAUUGACUUCAUUAAUGGAUGUGGAGAGAAGACAUGGCAAGUUUAAACCUGUGAUUAAAAAGGCAAUGGUGGAGCUUGAUGGUGCACCUUUCAAGAAGUUCGCGUCAUUGAGGGAUGAGUGGGCAUUCAACAACCGAUACAUCAGUCCUGGUCCUAUUCAAUUUGUGGGUCCUGCUUCAAAUGCUGUUAAUCAUACUCUCCUCCUGGAACUUGAAGCUGGAGCUUAAAUUCAACUCCCAACUGUAGUUUUGGUUUAAUGUUUCUUUCUUGAGGAAGAUUUCUGCUUCUGAAGGCCUUUCUGUGUGACAAAUUUUAGUAACCUAGUUUUCUUUAACCGAGUACACAGGCAAUUAUGUAUUCCCAUAAUCAUGGAAACCGUAGACUUCAUUUUAUUAGCACUGCUCUCAGUGGUGCAAGGUGUUCAUCAAAAUUGCCACACUUUUUUGCGGAAUAAUAUUGGUUCUGUUAGUUUGAUCUUUGAUGGGAACCAUUUCUUUA
Momordica charantia (bitter melon) is the source of this 2433-nucleotide messenger RNA. It is a transcript of the gene MEE51, whose product is annotated as Phosphofructokinase family protein. Gene Ontology annotation, biological process: response to glucose; photosynthesis; fructose 6-phosphate metabolic process. Gene Ontology annotation, molecular function: 6-phosphofructokinase activity; diphosphate-fructose-6-phosphate 1-phosphotransferase activity; ATP binding. The record is from RefSeq and is a predicted model, not a curated record. Gene Ontology annotation, cellular component: cytosol. NCBI's taxonomy places the organism in Eukaryota, Viridiplantae, Streptophyta, Magnoliopsida, Cucurbitales, Cucurbitaceae.